AUGGCGACAUUCUCGCCCGAACCAUUUUCACAAAUACUGGAAGCGAUUUCCAGCGGCGGUAAAAACGGUUCUUUUACACAAUGCACGUCGCGCUUUACAGGACAAUGGGAUCCAGUAGCGGUAGAGGAAUUUGUUGCUGCUAUAACAGUCUUCAAAGACAUCGAGAAAAUUCCUGAUGCUGAUGCGCUACGCGGUAUGCCACUUUUACUCGAGGAUUAUGCAGCGACUUGGUGGAUAGGUGUGAAAGAAUCCGUGUCAACAUUCACCGACGCCAUAGAGUUAAAACGAGCGACAUUUUCUCCUCCAACGCCUGAUUGGAAAACUUAA
Molecule: messenger RNA, 327 nt
Organism: Rhagoletis pomonella (apple maggot)
Lineage: Eukaryota; Metazoa; Arthropoda; Insecta; Diptera; Tephritidae
Product: activity-regulated cytoskeleton associated protein 2-like
Exons: 1
Coding region: 1-327 (108 amino acids)
Source: RefSeq, a predicted model, not a curated record